Amphiprion ocellaris (clown anemonefish) is the source of this 2915-nucleotide messenger RNA. Its product is annotated as peptidase M20 domain-containing protein 2-like. The record is from RefSeq and is a predicted model, not a curated record. The transcript is spliced from 7 exons. Bases 162 to 1427 code for a protein of 421 amino acids. Gene Ontology annotation, molecular function: dipeptidase activity. NCBI's taxonomy places the organism in Eukaryota, Metazoa, Chordata, Actinopteri, Pomacentridae.
UAGUAUCUCAGAAAUUCACCAGUAUGCUGCGUUGUGUGUGAGGACUAUUUUGAAACUACUCUGUUACUAAUUUAGCCCUCGUAUUGGAGGGGGUGAGGGUGUGGGGAGUGACUGUAACAUGAUACUAAGAUAGCAGCAACCUUUGAGCCACAGUAAACAAGAUGUGUGAGGGAGCAGAGCUGCUGCUGCAGCUCAAACAGAGACUCUGUCGCUCCAUAGACGAAGCCGAAGCGAAGCUGCACAGCCUCAGUCAGGACAUCUGGAGCUGUCCGGAGCUGGCUUACCAGGAGAACAAGGCUCACCUCAGACUGGUGGAGUUUUUCAGUCAGGAGGAAGGCUGGAAGGUGGACCCUCACUACAAACUGCAGACUGCGUUUCGAGCGUGUUGUUCGGUCGGAGACAGCGAGCAGAAAGACGUGGUCAGUGUGGGCUUCCUGUGUGAGUACGACGCCCUGCCUGCUAUUGGACACGCAUGUGGACACAACCUGAUAGCUGAGGUUGGAGCUGCUGCGGCUCUGGGGCUCAAAGCGGUGCUGGAAAACACACACAAGCUGCCUGUCCGGGUGCAGGUGGUGGUUCUGGGGACUCCCGCUGAAGAGGAUGGUGGAGGUAAAAUCGACAUGUUAAGGGAGGGAGCAUUUGAAGGUCUGGAUGUGGUGUUCAUGGCCCAUCCGUCAAAAGAGGACGCCCCAUACCUGCCCUGUGUGGCUGUGCACGAUGUAACUAUAAAGUAUCACGGAAAGGCGUCUCAUGCCUCCGCCUACCCCUGGGAGGGAAUCAAUGCCUUGGAUGCAGCGGUGCUCUGCUACAACAACCUGUCUGCACUCAGACAGCAGAUGAAGCCAGACUGGAGAGUUCAUGGAAUCAUAAAGCACGGAGGAGUGAAACCAAACAUCAUCCCUGCCUACACGGAGCUGGAGUACUAUCUGAGAACCGCGUCAAGAGCUGAGCUUUCUGUCCUGAAGGAAAAAGCUGAGAGGUGUUUCAGAUCAGCUGCCGUGGCAACCGGCUGUGAGGUUGAAGUAGAGUUUGCAAGAAAUCAAUAUGACAACAUGCUCCGCAUUGCAACACUGGAGGAGCUGUAUGAGAUGAAUGGCAAAGCUCUGGGCAUGGACUUCACUACAGAUGAAGAUGUUCUCAAAAAUGAAUCUGGCUCUACAGACUUUGGCAAUGUGACAUUUGUAGCCCCUGGCAUCCAUCCAUACUUCUACAUUGGUUCUAAUGCUCUGAACCACACAGAGGAGUACACUGUCGCUGCUGGUGAUGAUAGAGCUCAGUUCUUCACUCUGAGGACAGCCAAGGCUCUGGCCAUGACGGCUCUGGAUGUGCUGCUGCGUCCAGAGCUGCUGCAGAAGGUGAAGCAGGAGUUCACUGAGGCAAAACUGAAGGAGGAGCAGAAUGCCAAGCAGCCUGCAAAACCAUCUUAAUGCAGGUGGAGGAGCUGCUGUCAUUCAGACUUAUGGAGACUCUCUGCAGUCAAGAACACUCUGCUGUGCAAAGAAAUGCUGACAGAUUUUAGGUGAUAUCUUUCUUUAUUCAUCACAAUGUCUCAGUUCAGUUGAUUCUGCUUUAUUUUCCAUCUGUGCACUAAAUGUUUCCAUCUCAGGGCAAUUCUUGAUUCCUAAAAAGUAUUUACCUCAGUCUGAAAACAAAAAGUAUUUCUAUUUUAUAUGCAAAUGCAUUUGAAGAGUAACAUUGUGAGCAAUUAAAAAGAAAAAAGAGAAGAAAAAUUCAAUUAGUUCUAUUUAUUUUCUAAAGAAACUGAAUAACUGAUUAACAAUGUUAGGGAGUAGUCUAGUGCAAUUCACAUGAUUUCUCCCUCGUAAACUUAUGUUUUAAUACAUUGGGGUCAUAAUUAAAUUGAUUAAUAAACUAUUUUUUUUCCUAUUAUUAUAAAUGAGAAAAAGAUAAAAUAGAAAUGAUCACAUGUCAUUGUGUUUGUCAUCUCUACAGUCUUUAGUGCACUAAAAGUUCAAAUCUGUUCUGGAAUAUUGAACUGAAGCUUGAUUUCACAACAGUUGUAUCGCAAAUAAAAUUGCAUUAUCUGUCAGAAAAAUUGCAAUUAGAUAUUUUCCUUAAAUUGUUCAGCUCUAGCACAAUAAGACACUUGUAGUCUUCCAUAUAUGUAACUUAACAGCUGCCAUGUAUAGUCCUGUAACAAUUAUUUAAUAGGCUAAAUUAAUAGGAAUAAGGGGCAUAAAAUUUAGACUUUACAAAAUAGUUGCUACACAGUUUAGCUAAAGGCCUUUAAUCUUUCAACUUUUUUUUUUUUUUUUGCUGUGUCUUUAGUUUCUGCUCUUUGCCUUUGUAGGGGAGUAUCAUGACAUUUGUGGUCCUACAUAUAAUAGUGGCGUAAACUAAAUGUCUCUUAGAUUGUUUAAAGGGUUGUCACAAUUAUUAAAAAAUUUAAAUUAAAAAAAUGAGGCAAUAAAUUAAGACUUUACAAAAUAUUUGCUAUUUGGCUGAUUUGUUACCUUUUUUAUAGCGACAGCCUUCUGACUUUGUAAGGGAUGUUUCGUGACACUAUUUGUCUUCCUAACCCUGUAACUUUAUAGCUACCAUAUAUAUAUAUGUGAUGUACACAGACCUAGUUCAAUAAAGUGUUUACUUAGUAAGAUUGAUAGUGGAGUAAACUAAAUAUCUUUUAUAUAGUUUAAAGGCAUAUCACAGUUAUUUAAAGAGAUAUAUUAAAAAAAUGAGGCAAUAAAUUAAAAUAUGCAAAAUAUUUAUUACAAAAUUUAGCUAAAACCCUUUAAACUUCCAGCCUUUGUCUUUGCUGUCUUGUAGCUACUGCUUUCUGACUUUGUAAGGGAGUGUUUCGUGACACUAUUGGUCCUCCAUACCCUGUAACUGUAUAGCUGUCAUCUGUAUGUUCUAUACAUGAGCUUUGUUCAAUAAAGUUUUUUACAAAAAAG